Messenger RNA from Pocillopora meandrina, 426 nucleotides. The record is from the annotation of a GenBank genome assembly. NCBI's taxonomy places the organism in Eukaryota, Metazoa, Cnidaria, Anthozoa, Scleractinia, Pocilloporidae.
AUGCUCAAAAGUCCAGAAAAGGAAGUAACUGCUUCAGAAUUCAAUUUGGUGUCAAAGCUAAACAUCUUUUGUUCCUGCAAAGUGUGCAAAAAACGCUUAAAUGAUGUUGAAUCAUUCACUUGCACCACACUGAAGUGUGAAAACUGUGGUACACGUCAAAGAUCAAGAGAUAUCAAACUGCAGGCUUCAGCAAAAAUUUCUAUCACUGAAUCAGAAGGUGACAACAGCAAAGAGAUGUGGAUCCAGGCUUUCACUGAGCAACUAGAAACCCUGCUGGCAGGAUCAACCUUAUCCCUAAAGGAUAAAAUCGAUGACAUUGAAGUUUAUCUUAUGUCUCUGGAAGACAUUUGUUUGGUAUACAAUGUCCAAACAACAAACAUUACAAAGAUUCUCUCCUUUAAACGUCCAGAAGUACACUCUGAUUAG